AACACAGUUUCAGAUGGAUUAAGAGAAGAAGCGCGUGGGAACAUGACGAGAUGUGUUGAGGAAUAACAGAGCAAUAUCUCGGCAGAAUAAACCAGCAGAAUGACGAAACUUCUGGCCCUCGUCAGUGUGAUCGGCUUCAGAUUGAUGGUCUGUGUUCACAGUGAGUUUAUCGAGCCGUCUCCGUCUCUGGCCCUGCGCUCGUUCUCUGGUGCACAGACCCGGCUGCCCUGCCGCUUUAUGGUGGAGGCCGAUGAAAAGGUGGUGCAAGUGACCUGGUCCAGACAGAAACCAGGAGGAGAACGAGAACAGAUUAUCAUCAGACACUUUACUCAAGGACCUGAAGCGUCUCCUGAUUUUCUGAAUCGUGUUCAGUUCGAGAGCUCCGAACCGACCGUCGACUCCACGCUGUUGAUUCUGAACACAAAGAAAGCUGAUCAGGCCACAUACACCUGCCACAUCUCCAUCUAUCCCUCUGGAAGCUUCGAGAGACAAAUCAGUCUGACUGUCUGGAUUUUGCCGAUCUCGUCUCUGGAUCCGGUGAUCCUUGAGGAAGGCCAGUCGUUCCAAGCAGCUGCUUUCUGUCGUGCGGUUGGACACCCUCCGCCGCGUUUGUCCUGGGACACGGACGUUCCCGGGCAGUCUCAGAACCGUACUGGAGAGGAUGGAGUCGUAACCUCACAGUUUUCCCUUCAUCCGCUGCGCAGCAUGAACAAACGGCGCUUGGACUGUCUGGUGUGGCAUCCGGCUCUCGACGGCCCGCACAGAAUCAGCAACGAACUCAUCGUGCACUAUCCUCCUGAUGCACUGAUUGCUGAUUCUGGUUCCUGGAGAAUCGGACACUCAGGAUCUGAGCUCAGAUGUGUGGUUAAAGGAAACCCAUUGCCUCAAAACAUCACGUGGAGCAGGAAGGCCGGUCGUCUGCCAGCAGGAGUGUUGGUUCAGGAGGACAGACUGGUGUUUGUUCGGCCUCUGAACGUGACGGAUGAAGGAGUGUACAUCUGCCAGACCGCUAACAGCGUGGGAAUCGCUAAAGCCGAGUUUAAAGUGGAGAUCGGAAAGCAUGCAUCUGGGUUUGCACACACUGUGAGAAGCCCAUCAGAGAGACUCCUCAUCGUCAUAGGGACGUCUGUCGCCGGGGUUUUAAUCAUCUUUGUAGUGAUCUCCAUCAUUUUCGUCAACUGUCACCUUAGACGCAAGAACAGGAAGCUGAAGCGAGUGCUCAGCGUCAGAACGGAGGAGAUGAUCAGUCUGUCACGACAGGUUUCCAUGAGGAGACUCAACUCCAUCAACGGGGAUCCCAGGACAGCGCUGGAGGAGGGUUCACUGAUUCAGAUGGACAGUGCGAUGAAGGGCAGUGUUUUAUCAGUGGAGGAUCGUUCAGCUCUGAGUGACGUGAGAGGCAGACGUGGAGACGUACAGUUGGACAGUCUGGGACGUCCUGCCAUCUACACAACACACCGGCCGGAGCGAUCCAGCAAGGCCUUGAGAGAGAGUGAGGAGGAGAGAAAUGAGCGCAGACAGAGAGUCGAGUCCUACGUUAAAUCCAGCAAUAUGUCACUGGAUUCAGGGCUUCACCGGGAUCAGAGUUCUCCUCCUCCGUCCAUGAGCUCGGGUCUGACUGUAGAUGCCAUCGGUGAAGGAUGGAAGCGCAGCUCUCGCCGAGAGAUUCACCGAGACAUGCAGCGAGAGCGACUUCCUGAAGAAGAAGAGGAAAGCUCUGCUGUGAACUCCUAUAAGCUAUCCGAGGCUGUUUCCAACUACUUCCAGUGCAGCAACGGAGGACUGACGCCGAGGGCAAACUCCAACGGCAUCAUCAUACACUCGCAAAGAUCCGCCAUCUGAUCAACACUCGAUCCUUCCUGCAGCUCAAGCGUUGUGCUGAUCGUCGUCGCUGCAUGCAGCUUGAUUAUCUGUAAACUCUUAAAGAGACAGUGUACAAAAUUACCAUUUACUUUCUCAAACCGGCAUGGUUUACUUCUGUAGAAGCGUUUGCGAAGCAUUAACGCUCAAAACAGUUGUGCAUAUCACUCGUGCACAAUAGCGCAAA
Molecule: messenger RNA, 2047 nt
Organism: Carassius carassius (crucian carp)
Lineage: Eukaryota; Metazoa; Chordata; Actinopteri; Cypriniformes; Cyprinidae
Gene: nectin4b
Product: nectin cell adhesion molecule 4b
Exons: 11
Coding region: 100-1842 (580 amino acids)
Biological process (GO): heterophilic cell-cell adhesion; homophilic cell-cell adhesion
Cellular component (GO): adherens junction
Source: RefSeq, a predicted model, not a curated record